Messenger RNA from Pieris brassicae (large cabbage white), 3321 nucleotides. It is a transcript of the gene mspo, whose product is annotated as spondin-2. Lineage: Eukaryota; Metazoa; Arthropoda; Insecta; Lepidoptera; Pieridae. The record is from RefSeq and is a predicted model, not a curated record. The transcript is spliced from 8 exons. The coding region runs from base 185 to 1477 and encodes 430 amino acids.
GCUCGUUAGUUCUGGACGUGAGUACUGCUCGUUUCGCUAUUUACCGGGUUGUACUGAAAAAUUCGAAAGCUCCACGUAUUGGACUAUGCGUUAAAUGUGUGUUCCGCGGACUGUGCUUAAAAUAUUAAUAGUUCCAAUGGGGGUCGAAUUGUAACAUCAUGAACGCUACCUAGUGUGGGGUACAAUGUUUAUCGAUAAAAUGUGGUUAGUGUUGUUACUUCCCGCCCUAGCGGCGGCACUAUCAUCAACCGAUUCCGAUUCGUGUAACCCGGAUAAGAUGACAGUGUAUAAGAUGGUGUUACACACUUAUUGGACAAGAGAGAAAUUUCCGAAACAUUAUCCGGACUGGCGGCCACCUGCUCAAUGGUCACGUGUUUAUGGGGUAUCCCAUAGCCGGUCAUACGUCUUAUUCCACUUGGGCAGACGGGUAUCACCAGCCAUUAAGCAGUUUGCUGAGACUGGCAGAUUAGACAGUCUGGGAUCUAGUCCUGGUACUCUGGAUGUCUUCGGCGCACCGGCUAUUGGUCAGGGUUCAGGCCGGAGUGAGUCUGAGUUCUUCGUCGACGGUAAUCAUUCUCGGGUAUCAGUGAUGGCCAGAAUGAUACCGUCCCCUGAUUGGUUUAUCGGUGUGGAUAGUUUUGAUCUGUGCGUCGACGGAAACUGGCUGGACAGCAUUACAAUUGAGGUUGACCCACUGGAUGCGGGCACAGACAACGGUUUCACAUUCACAGCACCGAACUGGCCGACGGCACCGCAAGGUGUGGCGUAUCGGAUCACGUCCCGCUACCCCUCCCAUCCCGCGGGAUCAUUCUUCUACCCGCAUUUGAGAAGACUACCGCCUAUAGCCACGUUUCAAUUCAUAAAACUGCGAGAAUACGAACUCUCCGAAGUGUUUCAUCGCGAUAGUGAUGACCGUAAAUACGACGUUCUUCAAUUGGAUAAGCUAAACCACAAUAACAUAGAUGUGUUGGACGGCAAUCGGGCUCUCUCUAUAGCUGAAGAGGUAGAGAGAAAUGAAGCACCCAGGAUCUACUCUGAAGGUUCCAUGACAACGCCAGAUGGUGCAUAUUCUUAUUAUUCAAUAAUGAACAACACGUCCUCAACUGAGGAGCCAAGAUCAGCAAAUGAGGUACCGACAUCCGGGCCUACUGCCAGCGAGCGGUCAGCUUUACGCAGCUUAGCGAGAAGAUAUAGGGCACGUCGCCGCCGCAAGCUACGAGCUGAUAAUACGGAUCCAGCAGAAAGGAGGAAGAGAAAAAGAGCUAGGUUGCUGGAUUGUCGAGUGUCUGACUGGGGACAGUGGAGUCCGUGUCGUAGUGACGGUGGCUGCGUGGGCUCGGCCCUACGUACCAGAAGAAUAAUAAGACGACAACGACCCGGCGGGAAUCCUUGCCCGCCAACAACGCAAUCCAGGUGGUGCGCAACCAACUGCACGGAGGCACACCCGCAGGAGGACUGGCAAAAUAACCUUACGUAAUUCCCCACUGUUCCAUUUUUAAAUUUAUUUUUUAAUCCCUUUUGUAAGUGGCCAGUUCUAUUUGCUUUUUACUUUCUACCUGCGUUCGCAUCUGUACUGUCCGUCCAAAGAUAAUUUUAUUUCUAUUCCAAAUUUGAGUUGUUUUUUCAUGGAGUGUAAAAAUAUUAAAAUCACUGUAUAAUAAAUAUAAGAGAUGACUGUCGAUGUUCUGUGUAAACUUUGUCGCUGUAUCUAUGAGAGCUUUUGCUGUUACUUUCGUUUCACAUGUUAAUAAAUAGGUUAAGUUGACAUAAUCAUAUAUAUUAUGUAAGGAAUCCUCAUGUUACCCACCACAGUCUUUCAUAAUUAUUUUUUCAUGAAAUUUAAACUCUAUAUUGAUAAAGUGUACUAUUAUUAAAUAUGGACUACUCAAAUACUAUUUCGCUUGGUACAAAUUAAAAUUACCUAUACUCGUAAAAUUAUAUAGCAAAUCUGUUUCCUUUAAGGCGCACUGCACUAGAUUUUAUACCUAAUAGUAUUAACUACAAGCAGAUGUGUUACUUUCAAUUACCUAUGCUAGACAUUAGAUGGUAAGUGUUGCUAUAUGAAAGAAAAAGAACCUCGUUUGCCUUUUCAUAAUUAGAAAUAGCUAGGAUCAGCGACGUCAAUAUUCCGCAAAUGGUUAGUCAAUUAGUAUUUUGAUAGUUGUCUUAAAAUAAAAUACAUAUCGCUUAUCUCCUUUGUGACAGUAUUUCAAUAAAAUUGUAGUUGUUUAUAAGUGGGGAUUUACUAGCAAAUGUCAGAAUGAAUUGCAGAUUUUCGGUGAAAUAUGUCAAGUAUCGCAUAGCAAAUAUCCAUAUUUGCAUUUUUAUUUUCAGAAAUAAUCCGUCAAACUAAAUAUACAAUAAGUUCAAUGGAUGGUUGAAAUGUUUGAUAAGCGUUUUUGUUGAUGGACAAAUUUUGUUGAUUUUGGUGAAUCUAAAUCCAAUAUAUUUUUUAUACGGGCGUCAAGCUUAGAGCUCUAAUACAAUAUCGUAGUUACGUGAGCGACUGUCAACCUUGGUUAUUCUAUCGUAUGCACAAAGAUCGCUAGAAGGAAAAUUUAUGAGAUACUCUGCAUGUCUUAUAUUUCUUGCAACAAAAAAGUAUUAUCAAUGUAUUAACCCCUAAUUCAUAUUUUUAAAAAAUUGAAAAUAUUUUCAUGUGAUUUGAAUACAUUUAAGUUUUAUUUUGAGUUUUUAUCGCAAAGAAAAGAACAAGUGUUUAAUUGGCAAUCGCAAAGCACAUCCACUUUUACAUCACAAAGCUAAAUAAUAAAUUGUGAAAUUUAGCAGAAAGUAAACCGAAUACAAUGAAUACUAAGCAGAACUUUCAAGUACUUUGUUAGUUUAGCCCCUACAUUAGCGUAAAAUACUCCAAAGAUGCAGCUUUUAUUUUUAAUACAUUUAAAUGUUAAGUAGAUAAGUUUAUAUCUAGAGUAAGUUACAAAUUACAAAGCCUUCUGUAAAAUAUAUUUAGAUUCUGAAAAGUGGUUGCAGUUUAAAUAGAAAAUGUUACAUAGGUCUUGUGUCAAAUAAAUCAAUUAUUGAACUCAUAUAACCCGACAUUUCUAAUAUUGUUUUUGUGACCCGUGUGAACGUAGCAACUAGUUCAAACACUUCGUUUGUUCCAAAUGCAGACAACUUCACUACGGUCAUGCAGUUCUAGUACAUAUUUAUAUUUCAAAUAUACAUUUAUGCCAAAGAUAUUAGGACGUAGAUCAUCAUCAGGUUUAAAAUUGAUUGAGUAUUUAUUUAAAUAAACGAUUGUUUUUAAAGUAUCAACAUCAUCUAGAGCCAAAAAUUGUUAAAACUAGUGUAAUUAUU